AUGUUAGCAAUAUCCCCAAUAGGAUGGCCCUUUGAAGAGUCCAUAAGCCAUAACCAGAAUCCAAAUCACUUCUUCAAAGACGCUUCUGAUCAAUUAUUUCACUUUCAUCAUACAGAAAAUACUUCAACUGAUCCAUCACAGGCUACAAGUAGCGACCUUAGCAUGGUGAAGAAGCUUGUUCAUAACGCUAGCGAACGCGAUCGCUGCAAGAAGAUCAAUAACUUGUAUUCAUCACUUCGUUCACUUCUUCCUUUAUCAGAUCAAAUGAAGAAGUUGAGUAUUCCAUUAACGAUUUCAAGAGUCUUGAAAUACAUACCGGAGUUACAGAAACAUGUGGAGGGACUGAUCAAGAGAAAAGAAGAGAUCUUGUUCAGACUUUCGCCGAAAGUUGAUCAUGAGGUAAAGAAUCAUAGUUACAACUCAGGUUCUGUGGUUUCAAGUUGUAGAGUCAAUGAUAGUGAAGUUAGUAUUCAGAUUUCAUGUUACAGUACUGUCCAGAAUGUUCCACUAUCUGAGAUCUUGCUCUAUUUAGAAAAUGAUGGGUUUCUGCUUCUAAAUGUUUCUUCCUCUGAGACAUUUGGAGGGAGAGUCUUCUAUAAUUUGCAUUGCCAGGUGGAUGAAAGAAAGAGAAUAGAAUCAGAUAUUCUAAAUGAGAAGCUCUUAUCAAUAAUGGAGAAGUAG
Lathyrus sativus (Indian pea) is the source of this 681-nucleotide messenger RNA. The record is from the annotation of a GenBank genome assembly. Lineage: Eukaryota; Viridiplantae; Streptophyta; Magnoliopsida; Fabales; Fabaceae.